Molecule: messenger RNA, 5730 nt
Organism: Sinocyclocheilus grahami
Lineage: Eukaryota; Metazoa; Chordata; Actinopteri; Cypriniformes; Cyprinidae
Molecular function (GO): nucleic acid binding; GTP binding
Source: RefSeq, a predicted model, not a curated record
AUGGAUGCUAAUUCCCUUCAUGAAGAGUGCGAUCUUGCUCAGCUAUAUGAGGAGAGCCAUAAUAGUGCUCCUAAAGGGACCAGGAUAAUUGUUCAAUCCAGUCAAGAAGUUGAAGCCUUCAGUAGUCUUUUCUAUGUUCCUGUUCGCAUGGUGAUUGACAAAAGUCUGCUGAAACUGGGCCUGGGUGACAUUGACAUUAAUUGGAGUCAAAUCAGUGAUGAUUGUAAAUCUAAGUUAACCAAGUUACUAGCUGACUAUCAAGACAUCUUCAAACACUCAUUGGACUGUGGUGAUGCUAAAGGAUACGUGCACCAUAUAGGGUUGACUGACGAUCGACCCUUUCACUUGCCUUAUAGGCGAGUGCCUCCUGCCCACUGUGAAAAAUUAAGACAAGUUCUCACUGACAUGGAAGAAAGAGGUAUCAUCAGAAAGUCUUCAAGCGAGUACGCAUCACCAUUAGUGAUGGUGUGGAAGAAGGAUGAAAGCGAGGCUCUGUCCAGGCUGCGCACAGUGUUUCAGAGGCUAAGGGAGAACAAUCUGAAACUGUCCCCUAAAAAAUGCCAUCUUCUUCAAAGACGAGUCAAAUUCCUUGGCCAUAUCGUUGACAGUGGAGGUGUGUCUGUUGAUCCAGCAAAAGUGGAGGUCAUCACGAGGAUAACAGCACAAGAUCUGAUGGACAAUGAUGGCUCUGGACAGAAAAGAAGAGGAAAGUUGUCCAAGAAUGGGACAUUUCAGGGCACUUACCGUAAACUUGCCCCUUCAGAUUGGACAACCGAGUGUCAGGUAGCUUUUGACCAACUCAAGGCUGCCUUACUGGAAAGUGCCAUGCUUGCUCAUCCUGAUUUCGAUGAGCCCUUAAUUCUUUCUGUUGAUGCCUCAUUGGACGGCUUAGGGGCUGUAUUGUCGCAAGUGCCCAAAGGGGAACUCCUUGCCAGACCGAUUGCUUUCUCAAGCAAGACCCUCAGUGCAUCACAGCGCAAAUAUCCAGCUCACAGACUGGAAUGUAUGGCUGUAAAGUUGAGUGUAUGUGAGAAGUUCAGCCAUUGGCUAAAAGGCCACAAAUUCACCAUCUGGACCGAUAAUAACCCUCUCACUUACCUCCUAACUAAGCCAAAACUUGAUGCAUAUGAGUUGAGAUGGGUUUCAAAACUUGCAUCAUACACGUUCGACCUGAAACAUUUGCCCGGAAAAACGAAUGUGGUAGCAGACGCUUUGAGCCAUGACCCCUUUGUUAAGACGAUUGGGCAGAGACUGUUGAAUGAACCGUAUUCUUCGUUAAUGUGGGAGGCCAGUGGAGCGAGCGAAGACUGUGUUCACUAUGUUUUCAGGCUCAGUAGCCAAGUUCAGUUCAAUCAGCCCAUGAGGAGUUUUUCACAAGGAGCAGGCUUUGACAUGGAUGAAAUCAGAGCUCUUUCAAAGCACCAAUGGCCACAACAGAUCCAAACCCUAACAUUUGCCUACAACACUACUGUUCACGAAAUCACGGGCUAUCCACCCUUCUUUCUCAUGUUUGGACGCAUACCCAGACUUCCAGUAGACAUCUUGUUUAAUCAGGUACUUGAUAACCCUGAUGUUGCUUAUUAUGACUCUUAUGCCAAGUCUUUGCUGUCUUGUCUGAAACAUGCUAUGCAGAUUGCUCAGAAGCAUUCAUCUGCUGAGCAACAACAUCAAGCUCAACAGUACAAUAAGCGUGUUAAAGGCACUCUCUUGUCAGUGGGAGAUGGGGGUUUGGUCGCAAAUAAGUCAGAACGAGGAAAAAGAAAAUUGGCUGAUAAAUGGGAGGACGGAGUGUUCACUGUUGUUGACAGGAAUCCAGACAUCCAUGUUUAUAAGAUAAAGGAUGCAGCAGGCCGCACAAAAGUUGUGCAUAGGAAUCUGUUGUUGGAGGUGAACUUUCUGCCGAUCCCUGGCAUUAUUGAAGGGUCAAGACCCACUGAAACUGAUCAGCCACUGACCUCUGCAGAGUCUGAUCAGAACAAUUAUGGAGUAGAUCAGGCAACAGUGCCAAGUCAGCCUGACAUACCAGACUUGUCCGAUUCAAACUUAGAGAUGUCAACUCUUUUGUCCACUGAUAUUUCAUCUCAGUCUUUCUCUGAUUAUACGGAUGAGCUUCUUGGACCAGCACUCAGUCUUGUGGCUGACACGACCCUACCCGGUGAUUUGGCACCCUCUCUUCACUCAGAUGUGGUAGACACAAUGAGAACGGAGACCACACUAUAUCCUGGUGCAGCCAAUGAAUUGUCUAUAGAUGAUAGACGUGAACAACAGUCAGAUGAGAUUGCACAAAACUUUCCUCACUCAUCAGACUUCUCUGCACUGAUUCCUCAUUUGAGUGAUCUGAGGAUUGUUCUGCUGGGAAAGAAUGGAUCAGAAAACAGCCGAGUGGGAAACACUAUACUGGGAACAGAAGCAUUUGACAGUAAAGCUGCAUCUUAUUCACGGCAGCUCAGUCAGAGAAUCAGUGGAGAGGUGGAGGAGAGACACAUCACAGUUAUAAACACUCUCCUGCUCCAGCCGAAUCUCUCACAUCAACAGUCAAUACAAGGAGUGAGAGACUAUGUGUCUCUGUCUGCUCCAGGACCUCAUGUGAUCGCACUCGUACUGCAGUAUAAUGACUUCAAUGAGAACAACAGACACAGAGUGAAAUAUGUGCUGAACCUCUUCAGUAAGCAGGCCAUUAAACACACUAUAGUGCUGACUACUGAUGAAGAGCCACGUGGAUUCAUGUCUUAUAAGAGCACAAAUAGUGCUAUUCAUUAUUUAAUAAAGGAGUGUGGAGGAGGACAUCUGCAGUUUGAUAAAGGAAACCCAGGAUGGCGCUCUGAGUUGUUCAGAAGGACAGAGAAGAUACUCAAGGACGAGUGUGAAGAAUUUGUCAUCUGUAACAUGUACGAGGAUGGAGGUGAUGGAUCAUCAGUGGAUGGAGAUCUGAGCAGAUCUGGAGCUUCAGUCAGAGGAGAUGACAAAGUGAAGGAUUCUGAUCUCAGAGACAGCACAAAAACAGGAUGUGAUGGAGAUUCAAGAGACAGAGAAGAUGAACUAAGGAUUGUUCUGCUGGGAAAAACUGGAGCUGGGAAGAGUUCAACUGGAAACACCAUCUUAGGAAAAGAAGUGUUUAUAUCAGACAUUUCUGAAGAGUCUGUUACUAAAGACUGUCAGAAAGAGACAGAUGAAAUCAGCAGCAGACACAUCACUGUGAUCGACACUCCAGGACUGUUUGAUACUGAACUCAGUAAUGAAGAAAUCCAGAGAGAAAUCAGAAACUGCAUCUCUAUGAUUCUGCCUGGACCACAUGUGUUUCUCUUACUGAUUCCACUGGGACGAUUCACUCAAGAAGAACAAACAGCAGUGAAGAUCAUCCAAGAAUCUUUUGGAGAAAACUCUUUAAAGUACACCAUAGUGCUAUUUACCAAUGGAGACAAACUGAAGAACAAAACCAUUGAUCAGUUUUUGGGAGAACCUGGAUCUGCCCUUAAAAACCUGAUGGAUUACUACUCAUGUAAGAUGUUCAGAGAGAUGGAAAGAGAAAUACAAGAACAACAGAUGAAGAUCCUGAUGGAGAGAGUGGAGCAAGUGAACAGAGAAAAAGAAGAACUGAUGAACAAACAUGAAGAAGAGAAAAAGAGGAUGAAGAUGAAGAUGGAGGAAGAACGACAGAAUCAUGACAACGAGAGAAAGAGAAGAGAAGACAAAUUUAUUGAGAGAGAAGAGCGAUAUAGAAGAGACAUUAAAGACAUCGAGGAGCAAGAGAGAAAGAUACGAGAGGAGCUGAACAAAGAACGAGAGGAAUGGGAGAAACAGAAACAACAGGAACAACAAAGAAGAGAAGAAGAGGUGGAGAAAUGUAGAAAGAGAGAACAGGAAAUGUGGGAUGAAUAUAAUCAGAGACUUAAACAAGAGAUGAAGAGAAUAAAGAUGAUGAUGGAGGAAGAAAGACAGAGGCAUGAUCAACUGAGAAAGAGAAGAGAAGAAGAGGAUGAGAGAAGGAGAAAGAUAGAAAAGCAAACAUGGGAUGAAUAUUAUGAGAAACUAAAACGAGAAAGAGAAAGAAGACUUAGAGAGAGAGAAGAACUUCAGUUCAAACAUGAAGAAGCGAAUAAGAGAAUGAAGGUGAUGAUGGAGGAAGAAAGACAGAAGCGUGACAAAGAGAGAAAGAGAAGAGAAGAAGAAUUUAGAGAGAGAGAAGGACAAUAUGAAAGAGACAUUAAAGACAUUGAGGAACAAGAGAGAAAGAUACGAGAGAAACUGAAGAGAGAACGAGAGGAAUGGGAGAAACAGAAUCAAUGGGGGAAGAAGAAACAACCAACAAUGGGAGAAGAAGAAACACCCAACUUUAAUCAUCCUAAUAUGUUUACAGAGAAUGAAGAAAAUUCAUCAUCAUAUCCAGAAUGUUUGAGAAUCUUGCUGUUUGGGAGGACAGGAAGUGGAAAAUCUGCCACAGGAAACACUAUCCUCAGAAAAAAUGGGUUUCACAGUGAAGCCAGUUCACGUUUAGUGACCACUACUUGUACAAAGGUAAUUGGUGAAGUUGAUGGUCGAUCAGUAGCUGUUAUUGAUACUCCAGGACUCUUUGACCCCUCACUGACAAAAGAACAAUUGCAGGAAGAAAUAAUGAAAUGUGUUUCACUGUCAGCACCUGGACCUCAUGUGUUUAUUAUUGUGUUGAGUGUGGGAAAAUUCACCCAAGAGGAGAAAAAUACUUUAGACAUGAUAAUGAAGAUCUUUGGACCAAAAGCAGCAGAUUUCUGCAUUGUUCUCUUCACUAGAGGAGAUGAUCUGAAAAAAGAUUACAACAGUUUUAACUUCAUUAAAGUCCAACUGAAAAAUCAAACAAUAGAACAAUACGUAGAGAAAAGUAAAGAUGCUGAACUCAAGAAACUGAUCAGUGACUGUGGAAACAGAUUCCUGUCUUUUAACAACACAGAAACACAAGAUCAGAUGCAAGUUACUCAUUUCUUAAAUAUGAUAGAAAAGGUGAAGAGAUCUAAUCAGGGCCGAUACUUCACUAAUGAGAUGUUUGAGGAGGCAGCGAUCUCCAUUGAACAGAGAAUGGAAAUGAUAAAUGAAAAUGAAAGAAAAAAUCAGGCUCAAGUUGAAGAAUUGAAAGCCAAAUAUGACAUGGAAGAAAAAAGCAUGAGAACGAGACAGGAGGCGAAGAAACAAAAGACAGAUGAGGAAAGAGAGAACCUGAGGAACGAAUGUAUUAUGGUGGAAUUACAGAUGAAACCGGAAGAGGAAAUAAAAAAGAGAGAUUCAGAGGAACAAAUGAGGAAGAAACAAGAAGAGAAAGAGAGAGAAGACUGGAAGAGAAAAAUAAAAGAGGCUGAAAAUGACAAAGAGGCUCAAAAUGUAAUUAAACGACAGCAGAGAGAAUGGGAGGAUGAGAAGAAACAACAGAUGAGUGAACGAGAGGAAGAGGAAAGAGAGAGAAAAGAGAAACAUGAGGAACAGCUGAGAGAAAAACAAGAAGAACUGGAGGACAAGAGAAAGACAUUUGAAAGAGAGAGAGAAGAAGAAAAACAGAUGAUAGAGGAGGAGAGAGAGAGACAGAGAACAGAGAGAGAACAGAAAAAGAAAGAAUGUGAAGAGAAGAUCAAUGAAAUGGAGAGACGUUAUGAGCAGCUGGAACGAGAGGGAAAAGAGGAGUGGAAGAGAAGAAAACAAGAGGAUGAAGAUAGACGAGUGGAGAAGAGAAAGAGAUGGGAGACAGCAGAGCUCAUUAACAUUUAA